Molecule: messenger RNA, 996 nt
Organism: Chaetomium globosum CBS 148.51
Lineage: Eukaryota; Fungi; Ascomycota; Sordariomycetes; Sordariales; Chaetomiaceae
Exons: 4
Coding region: 1-996 (331 amino acids)
Source: RefSeq, a predicted model, not a curated record
AUGGAUAGCCCGGUCGACUUUUCUGCACUGGCUGAGACGGAUGAUGAGCCAGAUUGGUUAGACGUAGCCGCUAAUGCACCGGCAGGGAAUCAAGGGAACCAAGGGAACCAAGGGAACCAAGGGAAUCAAGGGAAUCAAGGGAAUCAAGACCCAGGCUCUAGCAACGCUGUCCCCUCGAUGCUCCCGCCGACGACGACUGCAGCGCCGGCUGCAACAAAGUCAACACCCAUUCCGGCACCAACGGCAGCUGAUUUGAUUCAAGAAAAACCGUGGAAGUAUGUGGGUUACCAGGCUUACUCUGACCUACUCGCUUCCGAACCCGACUUUUUUGUCGCCCGAAAGAUGUCGUCUCCGAGAGGGUUGAGCUCCUGGACAAGAUCUCGACGUCCCUGUAUCGAUACAACCACCUUGUUGAAGUAUCCCGCGGCGCCUUCCUGGGACAUCGCCAGCCUCAAGAACUGGCAUUUGAGCCAUGCCAACGAGGCGAUUCAUCGGGAGGAAAAGACCUAUCUGGAGUACCCGGAUGACCUCAUCCCCGUCGGCCCGCGAGACAAGACGCCGCUUCGCCGGGGGAUCGACAAGUUUCUGUUCUUGCGCACGCUGCCCUUCUGGCGGGAUGACCGGAGCAAGACGCUGUCGCCAGGCGGCCGGCGCAGGGUCGGGGAUGUGGAAGACGGCACUGGCAGUGGUAGCAAAGACGCCGACCUGCCGCCGGACGCCCUGCACCCAACCAUGAGUUUCUACAACGACAAGGUCAUGGACCAUUUCGUGUCCAUAGUAACCAUUUCCAUCGGCCUUGUGAUGCUGGUGGUGCCCAUCUGGGUGCUCCAGGCCCUGGGAAACGCCUCUCACAAGCUGGGCGUCAUCACGGCCUUUGUCCUCACCUGUCUGCUAUUGACGAGCUUCGCCAUGACGUCCCGGCCUCUGGACGCACUGGGGGCGACGGCCGCGUACGCCGCGGUUCUGAUGGUGUUCCUGCAAGUGGGAGCCAAUUAA